Molecule: messenger RNA, 2007 nt
Organism: Nycticebus coucang (slow loris)
Lineage: Eukaryota; Metazoa; Chordata; Mammalia; Primates; Lorisidae
Gene: METAP2
Product: methionyl aminopeptidase 2
Exons: 11
Coding region: 137-1573 (478 amino acids)
Biological process (GO): proteolysis
Molecular function (GO): metalloaminopeptidase activity
Source: RefSeq, a predicted model, not a curated record
CGGCCGAGUCCUCCGCCGUCCCAGCAUUCCCUGCGCCCCACCACCGAGAGCAGCUUCCGGCGGCGCGGGUGGAGGUGGGUGAAGAAGGAGGGGCCCUCGCCGCUCUGUCUCAUUCCCUCGCGCUCUCUCAGGCAACAUGGCGGGCGUGGAGGAGGCAGCGGCCUCCGGGAGCCACCUGAAUGGCGACUUGGAUCCAGACGACAGGGAGGAGGAAGCUGCCUCUACGGCCGAAGAAGCAGCCAAGAAAAAAAGACGGAAGAAGAAGAAGAGUAAAGGGGCUGCUGCAGUAGGGCAACAAGAACCUGAUAAAGAAUCAGGAGCCUCAGUGGAUGAGGUAGCAAGACAAUUGGAAAAACAAGCAUUGGAAGAAAAAGAAAGAGAUGAUGAUGAUGAAGAUGGAGAUGGUGAUGGGGAUGGAGCAACCGGAAAGAAGAAGAAGAAGAAGAAGAAGAAGAGAGGAUCAAAAGUUCAAACAGACCCUCCCUCAGUUCCAAUAUGUGACCUGUAUCCUAAUGGUGUAUUUCCCAAAGGACAAGAGUGCGAAUACCCACCCACACAAGAUGGGCGAACAGCUGCUUGGAGAACUACAAGUGAAGAAAAGAAAGCUUUAGAUCAAGCCAGUGAAGAGAUUUGGAAUGAUUUUCGAGAAGCUGCAGAAGCACAUCGACAAGUUAGAAAAUAUGUUAUGAGCUGGAUCAAGCCUGGGAUGACAAUGAUAGAAAUCUGUGAAAAGUUAGAAGACUGUUCACGCAAAUUGAUAAAAGAGAAUGGAUUAAAUGCAGGCCUGGCAUUUCCUACUGGGUGUUCUCUCAAUAACUGUGCUGCCCAUUAUACUCCCAAUGCUGGUGACACAACAGUAUUACAGUAUGAUGACAUCUGUAAGAUAGAUUUUGGAACACACAUAAGUGGUAGGAUUAUUGACUGUGCUUUUACUGUCACUUUUAAUCCCAAAUAUGAUACGUUAUUAAAAGCUGUAAAGGAUGCUACCAAUACUGGAAUAAAGUGUGCUGGAAUUGAUGUUCGUCUAUGUGAUGUUGGGGAGGCCAUCCAAGAAGUUAUGGAAUCCUAUGAAGUUGAAAUAGAUGGGAAGACAUAUCAAGUGAAACCAAUCCGUAAUCUGAAUGGACAUUCAAUUGGGCAAUAUAGAAUACAUGCUGGGAAAACAGUGCCCAUUGUGAAAGGAGGAGAGGCAACAAGAAUGGAGGAAGGAGAAGUGUAUGCAAUUGAAACCUUUGGUAGUACGGGAAAAGGUGUUGUUCAUGAUGACAUGGAAUGUUCACAUUACAUGAAAAAUUUUGAUGUUGGCCAUGUGCCGAUAAGGCUUCCAAGAACAAAACACUUGUUAAAUGUCAUCAAUGAAAACUUUGGCACCCUUGCCUUCUGCCGCAGAUGGCUUGAUCGCUUGGGAGAAAGUAAAUAUUUGAUGGCUCUGAAGAAUCUGUGUGACUUGGGCAUUGUAGAUCCAUAUCCACCAUUAUGUGACAUUAAAGGAUCAUAUACAGCGCAGUUUGAACAUACCAUACUGUUGCGUCCAACAUGCAAAGAAGUUGUCAGCAGAGGAGAUGACUAUUAAACUUAGUCCAAAGCCACCUCAACAUCUUUAUUUUCUAAGCUUUGUUGGAAUACAUUAUACCAGAAUUAAUUUGCAACAUGUUGUCUGUUUUAACUGUGGACCUAUAUAAUACUUUGUAUUCAUGUUAAAAAAGAAGGAAUUUGAUCGAAGGCAAACGGUCUAAUUAACGAAGGAAAAAGCUUUCAGGACUUUUCAAAUGUUAACUGUUUUACCUUCUCCUGUCUAGGAAAUGCUAUAAAGCUCAAAUUAGUUAGGAAUGACUUAAACAUUUUGUUUUGAACACCUAAGGGAUGCUUUUUGGAUAUUUAUAUUGCCAUAUUCUUACUUGAAUGCUUUCAAUGACUACAUCCAAUUCUGCAUCUAUACUCUGGUAUUGCUUUUUAACCUUCCUGGAAUCCAUUUUCUAAAAAAAAUAAAGACAUUUUCAGAUCUGA